UUCUCCCUGGCCGCGUCCGCCCAGGCUCCGCGCCUCAUCACCGGCCCCUCCCCCCUGCUGCAGCAGGCCGGGCUCCGGACCCCGACUCCGGGGGGCCCCGCCCUGAUGCCGCUGAUCCGCCAGAUCCAGACGGUGAUGCCCAACGGGGCCCCCCACCCGGGCGGGGCCACGCUGCUGCCCCAGGGCCCUGAGGGGGGCCUGAUCUACGCCUCGCCCUACGACUACCCGUACGCGCUGGCGCCGGCCGGCUCCCUGGUGGAGUACCCCCUGGACUCGGCCGGGGUGCUAGGUAAGCACCUGCAGCCCUGCUCCUGUGAGUGCUCGCCCACACCCCACCACCACCACCACCACCAGCUGCACGCCCAGUGGAGCCCCCACCCCCACGCUGCUGCUCCGGCACACCUCCUAGACCCCCGACCCCCGACCCCUGACCCCCCGACCCCGAACCCCUGAACCCUGACCCUGUUUCCCCAAACCCCCUGACCCAUCCCCUCAUCCAGGCCCCUCCCCCCCUACAGAGUAAGCCACGCCCACUCGGUCCUUCGAGGAGAGGAGGGGAGUGAGGGGGAGACGGAGGGAGGGGAAAACCAAGAGGGAGAGAUAGAGAGAGAGAACAGAGAGAGAGAGAGAACAGAGAGAGAGAGACCUUCAGCUGAUGCUAGGUGUGAUGGGCGCGAGCAAGAGAUGAGGUGACUUCCUUCCUCCUCUCUGUCAGUGAGCAGAAACCUGGUGGGAGCUCAGAGUGACCUCAGCAGGCCACACCCCCCGGCGGAUUGUCUGUCUGAGCAGUCGGGCAGUAACACACAGACACACACACCAUAACACACACAGACACACACACACCAUGACACACACAGACACACAUCAAACCCGCACCCUGUUUGACCUCACGCUACUUUAUUUAUUUAUUUAUUGUCCUCACUUUACUUUGAAGCACUUGGCUGACUGUCACACACCGAGAGGAAGGAGAUCGAACCUGAACUCAACCUUCCUCACAAGAGUUUAAACAGCCCAGGACAGGACGGCAGCUCCAACAAGGGCUGCUGCUGCCUCUGACACACAGACAGGUGACGGACAGAUGAUACAGACACACAGACAGGUGGACGGACAGAUGGAGAGACGAUACCGACAGACAGACAGGUGGACAGACGAUACAGACAGACAGGUGGGCAGACAGAUGAUACAGACAGACAGGUGGACAGACAGACGAUACAGACAGACAGACAGGUGGAUAGACAGACAGACGAGACAAACAGACGAACAUCAGUCAGAAAACCUGAUCGCUACUCAUUGGUCCUUCACUCUAGUCCUCCCGCCAGAGGCGACACUCACACACACACACAGACAGACACACCCACAGACCCACACACCUGUCCCCCUGACCUCCUGUUGACCCCCACCUGAUCAGCUAGUCGCCCCUCUCCCUCGCCGCUCUCGCCCCUCUCUCUCUCUCUUCUCUCGCUCUCCGGCGCCAUCAGUAUUAUAUUUAAGAAGCUCGGACCCCCGCCAGCCUAGCAGAGACCCCCCUCCCCCGGUUCUGCUCCUACAGAACCGGGUCCCCGGUGACCCCCCCACGAGGGGCCGUGUGGACCCCGCCCCCAGGGGCCAGCACUGUCAGAGCCCCUCUGUCUGAAGAUCGUUUUGUGCCUUAACGCGUGUGAUGUGUAAUGAUUUGUGGAUAAUGUGUUGUUCUGGGCGUGUGUGUGUCUGUGAGUUGCCGUGUCUACGUGUCGUGUGGUUUCGUGGUGUACUUUGGGUUGCUUUCGGAGGGAUGGACCGCCACUGUUUCCCAGAGUCUGACGUGUACAGACCUGGAGCCAAAACGAUGGACACGUGGUCGAUGUCCCUCUCAGACACUGCUCUGCUCGCUGUUCCUCACAGACGAUGAGCUAUCUCCACCCCUGAUGGAACACGACCCGGUCCACAUUCCCUCCUCCCUUUCCUUUGGUUCCGUUGUGUGUCUUUUCUACGACGCCGCGUCGGUUGUGUGUGUGUGUGUGUGUGUGUGUGUGUGUGUGUGUGUGUGCUGUGCUCUGAUCCGAUUGGACGCUGAGGAGCAGCUGUUUCCUGUUUGCCGCGCUGCAGGUGCAGCCACUAAAGUGCGGAGGCCCGGGCUGCGGCUCCAUCCUUACCAAAGGAUGCUGAGCGCAGGCAGAGGUCAGUCCCUCAGUCCGCCCAGAGCACGCCCACCCCGCUGAGCACCCACGCAGUACUACACAGUGUAACGCAGUGCUACACAGUACAACGCAGUGCUACACAGUACAACGCAGUACUACACAGUACUUCACAGUUCCACGCAGUACUAAACAGUACAACGCAGUACUACACAGUAAAACGCAGUACUGCACAGUACAACGCAGUACUACGCAGUACCAGUACCACGCAGUACAACGCAGUACUACACAGUACUACACAGUACCAGUACAACGCAGUACCAGUACCACGCAGUACAACGCAGUACUACACAGUACUACACAGUACCAGUACAACGCAGUACCAAUAGAGUACAGUAGAAAAGCUGAAUCACUCCGACCGUCACCAUGAAAACCUCGGCCUAGAUACGACCGGGGCUGGAGAGGAAAUGUAGACCAAGGUUCUGAUGGCGACGGAGGGCUCUGUCCGGGGGUGUGAGGGGUCUAUCCCGGCGGGGCCGGGUAGGUUGUGGGGCCCCCAGCCGGACAGAACCAGAGCAGAAUGCUACGGGGCGGGGCGGAGGGCCCAGAGCGCCAGAGCACCGGACACUCUGCCAAAACAACGCCUUGUUCUACCUUCUAACGGCCGAGGGAGACCUCGCCGUUCGGUUGUGGUCUUAGGCCACGUAAUAUUUUAUAAAUGAUUAUGACUGAUGAUUAACGCCGUGUUUGUUUAGACGCACGCUCACUAUUAGCUGUGUUGUUGCCGUAGCGAUGUGGGGCUCCGUCGUUUAGAUGACACUCGUGGUGUCCAUGACGACCGGCGGGCCCCUUGUUUUUAGUCCCCUCCUAAACACGUCUAAUUUAUCUUUAAGUCUUAAAAUCUAAAAAGCUCUUCUAAGCGCCCCACACUGACACUGACAUGUCGUUAAAUAUUCAUAAAAUGUUAAGUAUUAAAAUAUUGCCUUUGUUGUUUUGACACGGCCAUGAUGGCAACCCCACCCCCCCACACUCCCCAAGCUGAGUAUAUCUCUCUAAACCCCGGCUCGUUAGACAUUCGCCAAUAGCCAUCCUCUGCCUAAACGACCUCGUUAAGGCGGGGUUGAAGCGUUGACAGUAAAACCCUAAAUUCACACAAACCCUUUUUUGAAUAAUUAAUCCCUGACAUGCUUUUAGUGAUGAUGAAUUUGAAUUUAAUCAAUAGAUAGAUAUAUAUCUGAGUAGUAGCUAAUUUGUAAUCACAAGUAAUUAAAAGCGCUCCUGUUCGCGUCCAGACUCAAAUUCGUACAAAUGCAAGUUAAAAAGAAAGUAAAAUCCCCAUUUCAAUUCUCCUUAAAAUGACUUAAACCAGUUCCCUGGAGAGCAGAAGCUCUUUUAGAUCUAAUGAUGGAUUUGAAAACCUUUAAAACGUCGACUCACAUCUCAGACUAGAAACCAAUCGCAGGCCCUUUAUAGCGGCCCCUGUGUUUAAAAUGUCCUAGCCAAUCAGAAGCACCGCCUAAACGGUGGGAGGUGUUUACGCGAGGGCUCGUUGGUUACUAAAAGGUCAAACCUUAAUAGCUACUGAACGAAAAGCUAAGUAAUGGAUAACACUGACAAAUUAAUGACACAAAUCUGAUUCAAUUGCACAAAAAAAGCCUAGGCUCCGCCCACCUGGCCAACAUCGACCACGUGUCAAUCACCCUGACGGACGCCUGUCUAAAACCUCCCCCCCCCCGAUAGGGGUGGCGCUGAGGUCAGAGGUCGAGAGGGUGGUGGGUGUGGGUCGGGUGGGGUCUGAGCGGUGCUGCUAUGGAGCGGUUCUGAUGGGGGCAGGGGGGGAGGGGGGGGGAGAGAGAAACGGUUGUCUUUAUUCAACAGCUAGCGUUAGCAUGUAGCCAAACAUGUCUUCCCUUCGGGGUCGAACCCCAGGUAAACGAGCGGGGGCCAUGUUGUGAGGCUAAGCUGUUCCUCAGGAGGAGGUCCCAGUGUCUUUAGAGGCUCGGUCAAACACAACGCACCACGAGUGGAGGACAGGAAGGAGCCGAUCGGGGCACAUGCACCUCCUUUAUUCCAGGAGGGAAGACAUCCUGGACGGUACUUUCGAUUUGGGAAACAAGGCUGAGUGAUAAAGAAACCAGAUCUACCCUCUCUGUUGAACUGUGCUUGUUUAGGAGAGAGCGAGAGAGAGGAGGGAGAGGGAGAGAAUGAGAGAACGAGAGAGAGAGAGAAAGAGAGAGAGAGAGAGAGAGAGAGAGAGAGAGAGAGAGAGAGAGAGCGAGAGCGACAGAGAGAGGGAGAGAGCGACAGAGAAAGAGAGAGAGUGAGAGAGCGACAGAGAGAGAGAGAGAGAGAGAGAGAGAGAGAGAGAGAGAGAGAGAGAGUGAGAGAGCGACAGAGAGAGAGAGUCAGAGAGCGAGAGAGAGAGAGAGAGAGAGAGAGAGAGAGAGAGAGAGAGAGAGAGAGAGAGAGAGAGAGAGAGAGAGAAAGAGACUGGCAUAGAAGGAGUUUAUUUGCACAGAUCUAGAGUAGUGGUUCCUCUGCCCCGUCAGAACAGAGGUGUUGAGCGCUCCCACAAAGCUCAGAUGUUCCAGAGGAACAGAGUCUAGUCUGAACUGAAUCCUCCACCAGACCUCGCCAGAGAAUGAACGCGUUUUUACCACAAAAACACAAAUGAUUUGACUUGAGACUUUAUUUUUUAUGUUUUACUGUAAGUUUCUUUUUUUUUGUUAUUGUUGCAAAGAAAAUAGUAUUUACUUUUUUGCUUGAAGUAUAUAUAUAAAUAUAUAUAUAUAUAUAUAUAAAAUAUAAAAACAGGAAUGUAUAUGAAAUGUCAGAUUUUAUUUGUAUUUUGCAAAAAAAUAAAGAAAUAGACAAAAUAUUCUAGAUGGCAAUUUGCAGGAAGGAAAAAGUGUCAUUUUAGCAGCUAUAUAGUGCUACUUAGAAAUAUUCCUCUAUUUUUUGAAUAUAUAUUUAGGGGUUUAUACGAACAAAAAAAGGUUAUUUCCAGUGUUUAUAUGCAAGUGCAUCUGAAUCCACCGUGUAAAUUGUCCACUGUCUCUUUAAGCUGGGGCCGCCAGCUGUAGACAGGCUGCCAUCUUGAAUGCUAUUUAGCACAAGUAGCAUUGCUUUGUAUGAAAAGAGCAAAGGUGUCCCAUGUUUGUUUUGUUGUACAUAGAAACCAUUGUGGAAAAAGACAAUAAAACUGCCAUUGGGUUUUAAAAAAACAACAA
Gadus macrocephalus (Pacific cod) is the source of this 5344-nucleotide messenger RNA. Its product is annotated as protein quaking-B. NCBI's taxonomy places the organism in Eukaryota, Metazoa, Chordata, Actinopteri, Gadiformes, Gadidae. The transcript is spliced from 2 exons. The record is from RefSeq and is a predicted model, not a curated record. Bases 106 to 453 code for a protein of 115 amino acids.